Molecule: messenger RNA, 1573 nt
Organism: Ceratina calcarata
Lineage: Eukaryota; Metazoa; Arthropoda; Insecta; Hymenoptera; Apidae
Product: lariat debranching enzyme
Exons: 4
Biological process (GO): mRNA splicing, via spliceosome
Cellular component (GO): nucleus
Molecular function (GO): RNA lariat debranching enzyme activity
Source: RefSeq, a predicted model, not a curated record
CAUGGCGAUUGUGUGAAUAAAUAGAGUCUAAAAUGUGUAAUUGAUCAUUCUGUUUAAUAGCUACAUUAAAUCUGCUUUUAAUUGAAUAAAGUACAAACAUUAAAUAAUUAGAAUUAAAAGAAUAUACGCAAGAGAUAUAAAAAUGAGGAUCGCUGUAGAAGGUUGUGCACACGGUGAAUUAGAUAUUAUUUACGAAACUAUUCAAGAAAUGGAAAAAACAAGUGGCCAGAAGAUAGAUUUGCUGAUUUGCUGUGGCGAUUUCCAGUCGACGAGAAAUUUAACCGAUUUAAAUUGCAUGGCUGUACCUAAUAAGUAUAAGGAUAUGUGCAGUUUCUAUAAAUAUUACUCCGGUGAGAAGAUCGCUCCUGUGUUAACAAUAUUUAUAGGUGGAAAUCAUGAAGCUUCUAAUUAUCUUCAAGAGUUACCAUACGGAGGAUGGGUAGCACCUAAUAUUUACUAUUUAGGAUAUGCCAGUGUAGUGACAAUAGCUGGUGUCAGAAUAGCAGGCUUAUCAGGCAUUUAUAAAAGUCAGCAUUGGAUGCAAGGACGUUAUGAAAAACCACCUUAUACCGAGAAUACAAUUCGAAGUGUCUAUCAUAUUAGGAAUUUAGAAAUAUUUAGGUUGAAGCAGCUUACUGGUAAUAUCGAUGUUUUCUUAUCACACGAUUGGCCAUCAGGCAUAACUAAAUAUGGAAAUGAAAAUGUUUUAUUGAAAGGAAAACCUUUCUUCAAGAAUGAUAUCGAAAAUAACAUGCUUGGUAGUCCACCAAGUAUGGAACUGUUGGAACAUCAUUAUCCAAGUUAUUGGUUCUCUGCGCACUUACACUGUAAGUUUGCAGCUCUUGUUCCUGAGAAAGAUGGGACAAGAGUAACUAAAUUUUUGGCACUGGAUAAGUGUCUUCCAAAAAGGAAAUUCCUUCAAGUAUUGGAAAUGGAACAUAAUCCAGAUUUACCACUGAAGUUGCAUUACGAUCUAGAAUGGUUAACAAUAUUGUACCUGACGAAUCAUUUGUUAAGCGUUAAGAGUGGAAUACAUUAUAUGCCUGGACAGUAUGGUAACACUAGAUGGGUGUUUACGCCAACUGCAGAGGAAAAAGAAAUGAUACUAAAAAAGUUUAAUUGCAAUUUGGAAAUUCCACUGAAUUUCAAGCAAAAUGUUAAACCGUAUAAUCCUAACAUCGCAGAUGCUCCGUUUGAGCCACCACAAUUAUUGAUAAAUAAUCAAACUACGCAAUUUUGUAAUAUUCUGGGCAUUGAUGACCCAUCCGAAUUACUGUCAUUAAUGAACAGUUCGAGAGAUUCCAAGUCGAACGAAUUAUUAAUGGAUACAUCGUUUGAAGUGUCAAGUUCUCAGGAAAUUUCUGUUGCGUUCGAUGAAGAUAAUGUUUCGAGUUCUACAUUCGACAGAAGUUCAAACGGUGAUUCAUUUGGUCAGACAUUAAAUUUAUCUCUUAGUAAUGAGGAACAGGAAUUAGAAGUGAAUAGCAGCAAAAAUGUUACAGACGAAAGCUUUAUCAGCUUAUCAUCAACGGCAAAUUACGAUUGUACAAAUAAUAGUAAGUGCUAUACAACU